CACAAAAUAGUUCAGCUAUAGUACUAUGGGAGAAAAUAGGAGAUCUCUCUCAUUUGUUGACUUGGGCUAAAAACGAGAGGCUGGGUCUACGAAGCCGCCAUGGACUCUACCAGCUCGCAAUUAAGGCCCUAAAAAAAUAACGGGUUGAACGAAAAUAAGCAGAAGCCCGUUGUCCCGGCCCAAAACAGUCCUCUACAACCGGAAUCAAAACUGGUUCUCUGUUGUAGAGAGAGAGAGAGAGAGAGAGAGAGAGAGAGAGAGAGAGCUAUGGCGAAGAAUCGAGGUGGAGCUGAUACAAGGAAAGGGAGAAAAGUCUCUCAAAAUCGUACACAGACCAAGAAGAAACCUACAACUGCUUCGGGAAGGGCGGCGGCGAUCGUUGCCGUCAACGAUGAUGAGCUCGAGACCGCCGCUGAAUCAUCUCAUAGCACUGAUUCGGAAAAGGGCGGAACUGCAGGAAUUGAAUUCCUCUCAGAAGAAGAAGAUGAGAAUGAGGCCGAAAAGGGAGGAAUUCAGUUCCUUAAUGAUGAAAAAGUAGGCGAUGGGGAUGGGGCUAAUGGCAAUGCCUAUGGCAAUCGACGAGGAAAAUGCCAGAAAUUGGAGAAAAAUCCGAGUACUAAGAGGAGAGGAAGCGAAAAAGAGAAACAGGGGGAGAGGGAAGUGAAGAAAGGCAAAGGCAAUGCUGGUUCAUCUCACCAAACUAAGGCUGAGAAAAAUAGUAAUGCUAAAACGAAAGCGAAUCGGGGAUUAGCUGUUAAGCAGGCGAAGGGUGCUGCGAGUCAAGAGAAAAAGAGUAAGCAGACGAAGAAUGGGGAGAAAGAGAUCAAAAAGAAGCUUGAAGGGAAGAAAGAGGAGAUUUUGAAAGUGAAAGAGAGAUGUAAUGUGAAGAAGAAUCAGAAAAGCGAAGUGGAGGAGAGUAGUGGAAACACAAAAAUCACUCCCAAAAAGGGGGAUGAGAAGACGAAUAAGAGGAAGCAAAGGGUGGAAGAUGAUGAAGAGGUUAGAGGAAAAGUAGCUAAAAAGGUGAAGAGUAGUAGUGGUAGUGGUGAUAAGAGCCAAUCAAGACAGGGAAAGAAAGAUGACAGUAAGAGGAAGAAGAAUGGGAAAUUGGAGGAAGAAGAUGAAGAGGGUAUUGGACCGGUUGUAGCAAAAAAGGUCAAGAGUAAUGGACAGAUUAGUAGGGUGAGCAAGGAAAUAGUGGAGAAACGGGAUACAAAGAACGAGAAGAAAGUAGAAAAUGGGGCAAAGAGAGUUUCUGAUUCCAAGGGGAAAAGGAAUGACCAAGAGGAGGAGGAGGCGGCGGAAAAGGGAGUUAAGUGUGAGAGCAUAUUGUAUAACUUCCCAAUGAGUCGAGUGAGUAGGAUAAUCAAGAGCGAAAUCAGUAAUACCAAUGUUUCCCAAGAAGCAACUUUUGUUAUCAAUAAAGCUACGGAAAAGUUUCUUGACCUAUUCUCCAAGGAGGCCUACGCUUGUGCUUUUUUGGCUCGUAAGCCUUAUGUUGGAUACGAUCAUCUCUCAUCUGUUGUUUGUAAAAGGAAGAGAUUUGAAUUCCUUUCAGAUUUUGUACCCGAAAAAAUAAAAGCCGAGGAGGCUUUAGCGAAUGCAGAAGGUGGUUAAGGAGUUUCUUCUGUGCAAUGAAACUAAACUAACAGUUUUGCUCCUAUGUAGUCACUGGAGAGGGCUCUAAAUGAAUUUACUUUUUUGGCCCUUUUUGUUGCUCCCCUUGGAUUCAUAGAUUGCAAGGCUAAUUCAGUCAUCAGGGGAUGGGAAAUUUUAGUUCACCUUUAAUUGUCACCAUAAAUAGACUUGCUAACAACUGCCAGUUUGCAUCACCAUGAUGGAAUGUUAGUGUA
Cuscuta campestris is the source of this 1853-nucleotide messenger RNA. The record is from the annotation of a GenBank genome assembly. NCBI's taxonomy places the organism in Eukaryota, Viridiplantae, Streptophyta, Magnoliopsida, Solanales, Convolvulaceae.